Cydia amplana is the source of this 879-nucleotide messenger RNA. RefSeq lists its product as uncharacterized. The transcript is spliced from 4 exons. Lineage: Eukaryota; Metazoa; Arthropoda; Insecta; Lepidoptera; Tortricidae. The record is from RefSeq and is a predicted model, not a curated record. Bases 73 to 879 code for a protein of 268 amino acids.
UAUUCUAAAACGUUGUGUUCCAGCCAGUGUCUAUUGUAGUGUAGCUUUAAUUCCUGUUUUAGUAUAUUCUAUAUGGAUUUGAAACAAUAUCCUAUUUCGAUGGAGUCGUCAGCGUUACAGGGCACAGAGAAUGUUUGCGUAAAGGUUCAGCGCUGUGAGGAAGUGUGUACAACAUAUGAGCUCACGUCCGCGGAAGUGUCUGUGAAGAUUGAGCCGCUGGAUGAUGUGUAUGUAAAGGACGAGUCCAAACGCGAACGUGUAUACAUACAAGCUGAGCCAUCGUACUCAGAUGUGAGUGUAAAAGACGAGUCGGCCGGCGUGAGCGCGGUGACGGAGCUGUACUCCGAACACGCCGUUAAAGAUGAGCUCGUGCUCGGCCCCGUGCUAGUGGAGCGGCGCGUGCGCCACGCACCAACAGCUUUCAACACAGAUAUUGAAGUCAAGCAGUCACGUGAGCUUGUCCCAGAGAGCACAGACGGAGACAGCCAAACACAAGUUCCGGAACCUGGCGUAGAGGAACUUACGAACACCAAAGUUGGGAAAGCUAAAAGGAACAAUCGAGUUGUGACGCGGCCGCUGCGAGAGAUGGAGACGAGUGCUGACGCCGGCAGCAUGUCGCCGGCGCGCGUGAAGCAGGCGCCAGAGACGGCCCAGUCGGAAAUGCCCCUUAUUAAGGAGGAAGCCGGAUUUGUGGAUGAAGAGGCUUGUGUGAAGGAGGAGUGUGAGGACAGCACAGCCGGGUGCGGCGUGAGCGAGGCCGCCAUGCUGGCCGGCCUGUACGACGAGCACGUGGUCAAGGACGAGCUCGUGCUGGGGCCGGAGCGCCCGCACCGCCCCAUAGUCGCCCCGGUGGUGACAGGUGUGUUGAUUGUUGUUUAG